Molecule: messenger RNA, 1938 nt
Organism: Aplysia californica (California sea hare)
Lineage: Eukaryota; Metazoa; Mollusca; Gastropoda; Aplysiida; Aplysiidae
Product: uridine 5'-monophosphate synthase
Exons: 11
Coding region: 42-1475 (477 amino acids)
Biological process (GO): 'de novo' UMP biosynthetic process; 'de novo' pyrimidine nucleobase biosynthetic process
Molecular function (GO): orotidine-5'-phosphate decarboxylase activity; orotate phosphoribosyltransferase activity
Source: RefSeq, a predicted model, not a curated record
AACUCAUUUAUUUCCCCCUGACGUGAAGAGUGAAGAGCAAUAUGGCGGCCUCCAUCAUGUCUUGUUCACCGGCGACGACAGAGUCUCUCAUUAUUCAACUGCAUUCUAUUGAUGCAGUUAAAUUUGGAGAUUUUACCCUUAAAAGUGGUAUCCAAUCCCCUGUGUAUUUUGACCUCAGGGUCAUGAUCUCUCAUCCGAAAGUAAUGGUGGAUGUGGCAAAUCUGCUAUGGGGGAAAAUUUCUUCGUGCAAUUUCAAAAGUUUAUGCGGUGUUCCAUACACAGCUCUACCCAUUGCCACGCUGAUGUCGGCCUCUCAUGAUGUGCCCAUGUUGAUCCGACGGAAAGAAGCGAAGGGAUAUGGGACGAAAAAAUUGAUUGAGGGCACAUUUUCCGAAGGGGAUGUUUGCAUGAUUGUUGAAGAUGUUGUCUCUAGCGGCUCCAGUGUCUUAGAAACUGCAGAGAGCUUGCAGGCAGCUGGAAUCCGCGUCACUGAUGCUGUUGUUUUGCUCAACAGGGAGCAAGGGGGACCCGAAAAGCUGGCAGCCAAUAAUAUCAAAUUACACAGUAUUUUCACGAUGAAUGACGUUCUUUCUGUGCUGAGUUCUGCUGGAAAGAUGUCUCCGGAGAUGGUCGAUCGAGUCACAAAGUACAUCGCAGAGAACAAGUUCAAGCCUGACCAGCAAGUCCCUUCUGCUGUCAAGCCAAAGGUCCUGACCUAUGCAGAGCGGGCAUCACAGUGCACCCAUUCUGUGAGCAGACGCUUGUUGAAAAUCAUGGAACAGAAAAAGACGAACCUUGUGCUGUCAGCAGACGUCACCAAAAGUAAAGAGCUGCUUGAUUUGGUGGACAAAACAGGUCCUCAUAUCUGCAUGGUGAAAACUCACGCUGAUACCCUGGAUGAUUUCUGCGAUGACUUUGUUGAAAAGCUGAAGCAGCUCUCUAAUAAACACAAUUUUCUCAUUUUUGAGGACAGAAAGUUUGCGGACAUUGGCAACACCGUGGUGCAUCAGUUCAGUGGCGGCGUCCACCGGAUCAGUGACUGGGCAGAUGUCAUCAACGCACACACUGUCCCCGGUGCAGGCGUAGUGCAGGGCUUGCAGAAAGUGGCUCAAGGGAAGGAUAUCGGCUGUUUGCUUAUUGCCGAGAUGAGUUCAGCUGGGAAUUUGGCCACUGGAGACUAUACUCAAGUGACUGUGAAAAUAGCUGAAGAAAAUCCAGAUUUCGUCAUUGGCUUCAUCUGUUUGUCGAAGCUGUCAUCUAACCCGGCGCUGCUGCACAUGACUCCAGGUGUGCAGCUGAAAGAAGGUCAAGAUGCUCUCGGACAGAGGUACUUAACGCCACAGGAAGUCAUCUCCAACCGCGGCUCGGAUAUCAUCAUCGUCGGGCGUGGCAUCUACGGAGCCAGUGAUCCUACGGAGGCUGCCAGGCAGUUUCAGAUAGCAGGAUACGACGCGUAUCUUGCCCGUUUAUCCUGAGUUGUGUUUUCUGCACAUGGUUUGAAAGAAAAUUGGGGGGGGGGGGGGGGUGGAGAGUUUGCAGGCACAGACCUGCAAAGUACUCAGAUAAAACUGGAGCCCUCAGAUUUUUGAUUUUGUUUGUUGAAGAAUCCUGAUGCAAUGUGCAUAAAAUGUGAUUCUUGCUUGAAUUCCGUUACGCAAAUUAUCGUAAAUGAUGUGGAAAUACACUGGUUUAUUUGCAAUAUUUGUGUGAGAUCGUAAAAGACAUGAAAAUACACAUUUUCAUUUGUUUUUUAACAUUUAUUUACAAUACACUUUUAUUUGUUACUUUCAAUUUGUAACAUUAUCUUAAUCUACUGAGUUUCUGGGGAUUCCCAAGUAUUUUCCCCCCACACUCUGAUUUUUAGGAAGGAUUCUGAGAGGGUGGUUGGCGGGUGCUCUGGUGUGGCUUGCUCCAUCUUUCCUAUCAAACAUCUGUCGU